CAAAUAAAUUGGCUUUGUAAUACUUUAGUAUAUACUCGCAUCGCAAUAUUCACAUUGUCUGAGCAUGUUAAUAUGAAAUUAUUGUUGUCGGAUUUAAACACGUGAUCCAAGGCCAAAGAUGUACAUUGUGACACGAUUAAUCGAAUUAACUGGACUGUGAAAAAAUAUAACAGACUAUUUAAAUCCAGAAAUCCAUUGUUUUGAUGACUAAAUUUCAUGUUUCAAAGUGAGUGUUGUUGCUAUUAGUUGUAAUCAAACUCUCAGUGCUAUUCAUUGUGAUCUAUUGACGCUCUUUAGCCGUGUUGAUAAAGUGAUAUUUAGGCCACAAUGCAAUGUUUCUAACUAGAUGUGUUUAAAGAAGUUGACCAUGCGACAAUCAUCACCUCGGUCAGGGCUCUGUGCAAUGUGAGCGGACAUCCUCGCAGCCAUGUGGACCGAUGUAGCGGGCAUGCUGGCCCUGCUGACCGCCGUCGCUGGGAACAUCAUCGUGUUCACCCAAGAGACACCGCAUGUGAUAGCGGAGGAAUUCCUCGACAUGCCGGCGUCUUUCGGCGGCGAGAUUCCCGUCGACGGCUUGCGCGGUCUCGUGGUACCGGUGGAGCCAGCUGACGGCUGCGGCAACAUCACGCGGCCGCCGCUCGAGGACAACUUCACCGGCCGGUGGAUCGCGCUCAUAGCGAGGUGAGCUAACAUUGUGCAGCAGGUCUCGUG
Molecule: messenger RNA, 711 nt
Organism: Amyelois transitella
Lineage: Eukaryota; Metazoa; Arthropoda; Insecta; Lepidoptera; Pyralidae
Product: E3 ubiquitin-protein ligase RNF13
Exons: 3
Coding region: 428-685 (85 amino acids)
Source: RefSeq, a predicted model, not a curated record